Molecule: messenger RNA, 862 nt
Organism: Amoebophrya sp. A25
Lineage: Eukaryota; Dinophyceae; Syndiniales; Amoebophryaceae
Source: the annotation of a GenBank genome assembly
CAAUUCGAGCCGCAGGGUUUGGCACAAAUCGCCUACGCGUACGGGAAGUUAGACAUCAAAAGUGGACUGCUCUUCGAGCGACUGGCGCACAUGUUGCUCCGUGUCGCGGACCGGCUAACCCCGCAGGGCAUCGCCUGUGUGUGCUACGGCUUCGCCAAACUGAACGUGCGCCACGACGACCUUUUUGCGCAACUCCGCGAUGAAGUGGUCUACCGUGGCACUGUUGUGCGCGACAAAGGGCGCAAAGACUACGCUGAGGAAGUGCGCCGCGAGGCCGGACUCGAAGUAUUGCCCGCAAAGGAUAGUGUUCGUGCUGCCAAAUUACGGCGGUUAUCUCGUAAGGUGAUGGACGCGUCUGCCGGCGCCGACGCGGGUGGCACGAACACGCUGUCCCGCAAACAGAAAGAGCUCUUCUCUUUUUCAGUGCGAAGUCUGGAGCAGAUCGCGCAGGCUUUCGCGAGACUAGGCUACUAUGAUCAGAGACUUUUUUUUGUCGUUUUUUCCAUGCUUCGGUCCGAAGUGGAUGGCAUGCGCAACGCUCGCGAAAAACUGGAGCUCGCACGGCGGCAGCGGCAGAAACGGCAGAUUUUGCGAGCGCUUGAGAGGCGACUAAUUUCCACUCGCAGCGUGCGCUCUGCAGAGAGCACUCGCAAGCUCCUGAAAGACCGCAAGAGGCUUACGACCCAAGCGGAGACACUGUUCGAAAAGUAUUUGAAGUCGUCGAACUACAGGUCUCUGGCGGACGUGUCUGCGAGUACGCAGCCGGCUCUCUCCUUAAGAUCAGCGCAGAAACAUACUUUGACUUACUAGAAGGAACAAGGACGUGGUAGGAAAUUGCCUCAACAAAAAGCUCUUAGUCAAU